AGUAGUUUGAUUGACGGACGUACGUAAAGGUAUUAUAAUGUUAUCAUUGUUCGAGGGUUUAUUUUGACGAAGUGCCCAUCAGUGAUACUAUAUCGUGUAUAUCAAAACUUCAACUUUCAAACCAAACAUAAAUGUAAAGAUGUCAAACCACACAGCAGCCGAGUAUCAGAUCUGCAAUAUGACUACCAUUGAGGCUUCCUGGGUGCCCACAGCUCUGGAAUUCCUCUUCGGUAUAUGUAGUAAUGCCGCGGCAAUGCUCUUAAUCUGGCUAAAUAGAAGAGAACACAAAUGGUCAUCUUUCUACAAGAUGUUUACAGCUCUAGUCAUCACUGAUUUUACGGGGGUUCUCGUCACAUUUCCUUUCGCUCUUAAGCGGUACAGCUCUAACUUCCACUACUGUUUUUCAACCUAUCAAUGUGAGUUAGUAUCCUUUGCUAUGGUGGAUGCUCAUUUAGCCGCUGCCUUGUUAAUCUGUGCGAUGUCUGUCGACAGACUGAUUGUUCUUACAAUACCAAGGUUUCUGCGGAAUCCAAUUGCUGGAAAAAGAUACACACUCGUGGUAAUAUUGAUAUGGUUGAUCUCCUCCGUCGUCGCCAUGUUACAAUUGGUUGGUGUCGGAUCAGCUCAAUUGUACUAUCCUGGGUCCUGGUGUUACUUCGAUUUCAUUGAUAUAAAAAAUGCUGGUGACUUCUUCAUGUCCUAUUUUUAUUCGAUUACUGGAUUACUACUAGUGUUAAUUACUUUAAUAGCAAACACCUUUACAAUGUGUAAAAUCUGUCUGGACCCUCAUGCCAGAGGAACACUUUUGGAUUCUAGUUUAGUGUCGGGAUAUUACGACUACCACGUCAUGGUUUUCAUCAUUGCAGUCACAGUGUGUUUUGUAGUGAUAUAUACCCCAUUAUAUAUUGAUAUAUUUCUACAUGCCGCAGGAAUUAGAAACGGAAACGAUUCUCAUGAGAUGUGGUAUGAACGUCUGACUUUCCUGAAUGCCAUCAUCGACCCAUGGCUGUACAUUGUUCUCAGGAAGGAGUCAAUUAGAAAAUUAGUCGCAUUUUACAAAAUUUUUCAAAGACCAAAACCACCCGAGAAUGUAUCGUUGCUUCCGUGAAAGAAAUAAGGAUAUUGCAAUUGUAUCAUCAUAUCAUAUCUUCACUUCUUCAUUGUCUAAAUAUAUAAACAGAAACAAUUCCAUUUGACAAUUACAUCUUAGCAGACAUCCUUUAUAUUUCAGUUGCCUACGGUAGAAUAUCAGGUGGUGCUUUUGAAGAUAUGUGACGCUUCAAGAUUCAUAUUUGUCACAAAAUCUAUUUUUAUAUGAAUAUUAUGUUUGAAAGUCGAUUUUAUAUACAUGUAAAUCGAUUACUACUGAU
Messenger RNA from Ostrea edulis (European flat oyster), 1370 nucleotides. RefSeq names its product thromboxane A2 receptor-like. The coding region runs from base 140 to 1108 and encodes 322 amino acids. Gene Ontology annotation, cellular component: plasma membrane. The record is from RefSeq and is a predicted model, not a curated record. Lineage: Eukaryota; Metazoa; Mollusca; Bivalvia; Ostreida; Ostreidae. The transcript is spliced from 2 exons. Gene Ontology annotation, biological process: inflammatory response; positive regulation of cytosolic calcium ion concentration; adenylate cyclase-activating G protein-coupled receptor signaling pathway. Gene Ontology annotation, molecular function: thromboxane receptor activity.